AUGCGCUUCCAGAUCCUCACACUGGCCUCGGCCGUGUUAACCGCAGCUUCACCUGUGGCCCAGGCCACUGUUGAUCCUGUCUCAGCACUACCAAGCCCCCCAGACAUCUACUCGGCUGGCAACAUCGAGCAGCGAGUCGACUCGGUGGUAACAGCUGCCGGCCAGACGCUUGCCAAAGUGCAGCAGCUCAAGGGUGGGAUGAACAUCCAAAUUAUUGGGCCGGCGAUUGUCGAGCACUUCGGCAAGCUCUCUGAGAAAAACGCCGCUGGGUCGGUCGUCUUCAACAUCAUCCCGGCAUAUGACUACUCCAUCGAAGAGCAGCAGAAGAUAUGCGCCUCCUACGAGCAGCUCCUCACACUCGAGUACCAAAUCGUCAAGGCCUUGUUCGACCAUGCGAAACUCACAACGGGCACGAACUUCCAGGGACACCUGCAUGCUCAGUUGAGGGUGUUCCAGGGAAGCAUCGACAAGUACAACAAGGGCCUCGUCAAGCAGCUCCCCGUCUGCGCGGACGACGUACAAAACGAGUACAUCAAGCUGGCGGCGACCACACAGUUGGCUGUUUCCCUUAUCUAA
Messenger RNA from Clonostachys rhizophaga, 576 nucleotides. The record is from the annotation of a GenBank genome assembly. Lineage: Eukaryota; Fungi; Ascomycota; Sordariomycetes; Hypocreales; Bionectriaceae.